CGGAAAUCAUCUUCGUAACCACCACCAAAUGAACUUCAUGUCGGCACCUCUCUCGUGCAACGACCGCCAGCCGGCUGGCGAUGUACGUGCAUCUCACGCAGAGCAUGCAGCGCAUGAUCUUUCUGACGCAGCGCUAGGAGGCUCGAUACGCAUACAAGAUGGCCACUUCACAGAUGGGUACGGCCGCACCCUUUCACUGCGUGGCCUCAACGUGUCCGGUUCAAGCAAGCUGCCCACUGAACCCAAUGGCCUGUCCCACCUCACUGAGGGUUUCUUUGAGCAUCGCACCGUCACUUUCGUGGGGAGGCCGUUCCCUAUUGAGGAAGCGCAUCUUCAUUUCCGCCGAUUGCAGGCAUGGGGGUUGCCGCUCAUCCGGCUGCUGGUGACUUGGGAGUCCAUCGGCCACGCUGGUCCAAACCCAAACACUGAUCUCGACCUGGAGUAUAUCGCCUACCUGCGACAGAUCAUUGAGCUGAUGCCUAAGUACGACAUAAAGUGCUUCGUCUGCGCCCAUCAGGAUGUCUGGAGUCGCUUUAGUGGAGGAAGCGGGGCGCCCGGCUGGACCUUCGAAGCUGCCGGCCUUGAUAUCGAGGCCUUUACCGACACGGGUGCUGCAUACGUGCAUGGGCAGGAUGAUGCGAGGCGUGCGGUUGCGCCCGUCAAUGAGCGAGAGCCCAGCGGGCCUUUUGUGUGGCCAUCUGGAUACCAGAAGCUCGCAGCUUCCACAAUGGCAACCUUAUUCUGGGCGGGUGAUUCCCUCGCUCCUGAGCUCAAAUGUCGCCGCUCCCCGCUCCAUGGUAAUGGAACCCCGGAGGAUGUCUCGGUACAGUCAUUCCUCCAGGAUUCUUUGAUUGAAGCGUUUGGACGGCUGGCUGAUGAAGUGGGGCCGCUCGAGGCAUGUCUGGGCUUCGAGCCGAUGAAUGAGCCGCAUCGCGGCCUCAUCCAUUUGCACGACUUCCAUAGUUGGAACUACGAUACCGAACUACAUAUCGGGUAUUACCCGUCGUUUGCUGAGGCACUGGCACUUGGUAGCGGCUAUGCUCAACAGGUGCCAUACUAUGUCAAGUCCUGGCCCUUUCCAACCCGGAUCUCUCACCGAACGCGGGUUGAUCCCAGAGGCCGCUCCGCCUGGCUGCCACUGGAGAGCCACAAAGUGGCUGUGGCAGACCGACCCCAAGGAAUGGGGAGAUGUGUAUGGCGUGCACAUGGCGUAUGGAAAUGGGACGAGAAGAAGCAAGCCCCCGUCGUACUGCAGAAAGACUACUUCGAGUACGACCACAGGUCGGGCCACGAAGGUGAACGGAUCGAAUGGUAUCGCGACUGUUACGCCCCUUUCAUCCGACGAUUCACGGAGCGUACGUCACGCCAGCGUUCUUCACACCUUUGCUUUGUUGAGCCCAUCCCCAACGAAUUCAUGCCACCAUGGCAGCCCAACGAAAGCGAGCUCACCACUGCGCACCGCCAGCAGACCUACGCGACCAGGACACUAAUCACCACCGAGCGCCCUCGUAACUUCGUCUACACACCCCACUUCUACGACCUCAACGUCCUCUUCAGCAAAGCCCACAACUGGAUGAGCGUCAACGUGCAAGGUCUAUCACGAGGGAUGUUCAUCCUGCGCGGUUUGUACUUCGGCGUCCAAGGCCUACGCAAGAACUAUCGCGCUCAACUGCGCAACAUACUCCACUACGGCCGCGCCUCCCUCAGCCACGUGCCCGUCAUCAUCGGCGAGGUCGGCAUCCCAUUCGACAUCAACGACAAGACCGCUUUUGCAACAGGGGACUACGAUAUACAGCGCCAGCUCAUGAAUGCCCUGAUCGCAGCUAUGGAGGAUAAUCUGCUCGGAUUCACGCUAUGGAAUUAUAACCCGCAUAAUUGUGUUGAGUGGGGCGAUGGGUGGAACAAGGAGGAUUUCUCCGUUACGAAUGGGGAUGAGAUUGUGGAGCACGGGGAUGUGAGGCCCGAUUACCGCAACAAAUCGCAUGAGGGGGACGAAUUGUACCGUGGCGGAAGAGUCCUGGACGUGGUUAUUAGGCCAUAUGCGAUUAAGAUCGCUGGCGAGCCGCUGAGGUCGGACUGGGAUCCGAGAACGCUGAGGUUUGAGUUUGACUGGGAAAGCAAAUCGGAGAAGGUAGAUAUUGGAAAAGGGGAUAAGGCGAGGUUGACGGAGCUGUUCCUGCCUAAGUACCAUUACGAGGGACAUGAGUUGAAGGUCGAGGUUAGUGAUGGGGAGUGGGAGGUGGACUGGGAGAGGCAGACAUUGUAUGUGAGACACCGUGUGCACGGUACGGAGGUUGCGAGGCAUAGUCUUGUGGUUGAGAUUCGGGAUGUGGGAAAGCAUUUGAGAAGAAGAGUGGAAGAUAGAAGAGAGGCGUUUCCAGGAGGGGUGAUUCCUAUUGGCGUGGAGGUUUGGUUGGAAGGACUCACUUUGAAUCAGGUUCUUGCAGGUUUAGUGGCUGUUCUGGCUGGGGUUGUGGCACUUUUGGCUAUUGUUGUCGAGGCUAGAAGGUAGGGGUAUCCUGAUAAUAAAAUUGUAGAUCUUCACCCUUCAUCACGGUGAGAUGACGGGUAAAUUCC
This is a messenger RNA of Pseudomassariella vexata, 2577 nucleotides long. RefSeq names its product glycoside hydrolase superfamily. Bases 29 to 2512 code for a protein of 827 amino acids. Gene Ontology annotation, molecular function: beta-glucosidase activity. The transcript has a single exon. The record is from RefSeq and is a predicted model, not a curated record. NCBI's taxonomy places the organism in Eukaryota, Fungi, Ascomycota, Sordariomycetes, Amphisphaeriales, Pseudomassariaceae.